Orycteropus afer afer is the source of this 684-nucleotide messenger RNA. RefSeq names its product chromosome unknown C9orf135 homolog (gene CFAP95). The transcript has 6 exons. Gene Ontology annotation, cellular component: plasma membrane. Lineage: Eukaryota; Metazoa; Chordata; Mammalia; Tubulidentata; Orycteropodidae. The coding region runs from base 1 to 684 and encodes 227 amino acids. The record is from RefSeq and is a predicted model, not a curated record.
AUGGACAGCACCUAUGGAGACUGGUGCAGCAGUAAGCAAUACUGGUUUGAGAUCGGACCCAUGGACUUGCUGGAGCGCAAGGGCUCCCUGACCCUCCGUUCCCAUCACAAGAAAUAUUCGAAGCCGGUGUUGGUGUAUUCCUGGCACCAUGACAGAGAAGCUUUUCCCAAAGAUUAUGAUAUAGAGAGUCCUGAAACUGUAAAAAAACUGUGUAAUUCAACAUACUGGCGAUUUGGAACCGAUGAACCCCCAAUUUGGAUAUCAGAAACUCAUGAACAGAUGGCUCAAGUUUGUUUAAACACAGAAUUGGCUGAAAUAAAGAGCAAGGCCUUACUGAAUGAGAACACAUUAAACUCUGGGCUUAUUGAAAGGGACACUGGAUUGCCUGCCAUGGGCUUUGGAGCCAUCUUUACUAGACACCCACCAGAUCGUCGCAAAAUGUAUUCCUUGACAACAUACUCUCAAGAAUAUGUUCCUCCGUGUGUUUACCAGCCAGUUGAUUAUCCCUGUGAAGAUUAUUCAAUAGUGCACAGAAAAUGCCGUUCUCAGUUCACAGAUCUAGAUGGUUCCAAAAGAUUUGGCAUCAACCAUUGGCAUGAUGAGAGUGGGAUUUAUGCUAAUUCAGAUGUAAAAAGAAAACUCUACCCAAUAACUGAUGGUCCUAUUGUCCCAUUUUUAAAAUAA